Messenger RNA from Podospora pseudocomata, 2195 nucleotides. RefSeq names its product Glycerol kinase (gene GUT1). The record is from RefSeq and is a predicted model, not a curated record. Lineage: Eukaryota; Fungi; Ascomycota; Sordariomycetes; Sordariales; Podosporaceae. The transcript is spliced from 3 exons. Gene Ontology annotation, biological process: glycerol-3-phosphate biosynthetic process; glycerol metabolic process; phosphorylation. Gene Ontology annotation, cellular component: mitochondrion. Bases 1 to 1773 code for a protein of 590 amino acids. Gene Ontology annotation, molecular function: glycerol kinase activity.
AUGGGCGACCUUGGCGACUUCAAUCCCAUUCGUUUCGAAGAAGGCGGCAUGGUGAUAGACAUACCCACGCUGAACCUCGACUCCCUGAAGAAGCCCGAAGCAACCAUCACCCCUCUGUACCCCGACCACAUUCCCACCCUCGAGACGCCCAACUUACAUCCGCACCAUGAUAAACACCUGCCGCGGGGCAUUGAGGAGACACCCGAGGAACAGCGGCGCCACUGGUUUGUGGGCAGUAUCGACCAGGGAACAACGUCAUCUCGGUUCCUAAUAUUCAACGGAGAAGGCGACCCAGUUGCCAGUCACCAACUCGAGUUCGAGAACCUGUAUCCUAAAUCCGGAUGGCACGAGCACGAACCGUUGGAGCUUCUCGCCUCCGUGGAGGAAUGCAUCGAUGAGGCGAUGCGCAAGUUUGUCGAUCUGGGGUACCGAAAAUCAGACAUUCGGUCCAUUGGCAUCACCAAUCAAAGAGAAACGACAGUAGUAUGGGACAACAACACCGGCGAGCCCCUUUACAACGCCAUUGUCUGGCCCGAUACCAGAACCAAAGAUCUGGUGAGGGACCUCAAGUCCCGUGACCAGGCCGACACAUUGACAGACCUUUGUGGUCUGCCGCUAUCAACAUAUCCCAGCAGUGUCAAGCUCAUGUGGCUCAUCGAAAACGUCGAGGCCGUAAAACAAGCCUAUGAGGAGGGUCGCCUCGCCUUUGGAACAGUCGACUCAUGGCUGAUAUAUAAGCUCAACGGCGGGGCCAAAGCGGCAAAGCCCAUCCAUGUCACCGAUAGCACAAAUGCUAGCAGAACCAUGUUUAUGAAUCUGCACACUCUCCAGUACGACGACAAUCUGCUCAAGUUCUUUGGUAUCGACAGAAGCAAGAUCCACCUUCCCAAGAUCGUUCCAUCAUCAGAUCCAUGUUGCUUUGGGAAAAUUGCCAAGGGCGCAUUGUCGGGAGUGCAGAUUGCCGGGUGCCUGGGAGACCAGUCUAGUGCGUUGGUCGGCCAGUGUGGUUUCAGUCCGGGUCAAGCCAAAAACACCUACGGCACCGGUUGCUUCUUACUCUACAACGUUGGUACCAAGCCGGUCAUUUCAAAAUAUGGUCUUUUGGCAACAGUCGCCUACGACUUUGGCGGUGGCCGCAAGCCCGUCUACGCCUUGGAGGGAAGCAUAGCCGUCGCCGGAUCCGGUGUCAAGUUCCUCAUGAACAACUUGGGAUUUGUUGACAAGUCAAGCGCCAUCACUGAGCUGGCCGAAUCAGUCGAGGAUAACGGCGGUGUUGUUUUUGUCACCGCUUUCAGUGGUCUGUUUGCCCCCUAUUGGAUUGAUGAUGCCAAGGGCACAAUUUUUGGCAUCACGCAACACACACAAAAAGGUCACAUUGCUCGGGCCACACUGGAAGCCACGUGUUUCCAGACGAAGGCCAUCUUGGACGCCAUGGAAAAGGACUCCAAUGCCAAACUCGAGUCUCUUGCGGUUGAUGGUGGCCUGUCAAACUCUGACCUCUGCAUGCAAACGCAGGCCGAUAUCACGGGCAUCCCGGUUGAUCGUCCAGGCAUGAGAGAGACGACAGCCUUGGGUGCAGCCAUUGCUGCUGGGCUGGCAACAGGUGUCUGGAAGGAGUUGAAUGACCUGAAGGAUGUGAAUCAGGCCGGUAGGAAGGUGUUCAAGCCGAAUAUGGAGAGGAAACAAGCAGAGAAGCUGUUCAAGAAGUGGGAGCAAGCUGUUGAGAUGAGCAGGGGGUGGGUUAAUGAGGUUGCCGAUGGUGAGGAGGAGUGAGUGGAAGGAUAUGAUGUUUCAAAAGGUGUUAUUGCAGGAGUUGGGGUUCGGAGGUCUCGUUGUUUCUUUCAAUUUGGGCGGCAUUCUGGGUUGGUGGAUCUAAGCGGCACGGCAUCAUGGUUUGUUUGGGUUUGGGUCGAUGUUUUCGACUCGAAAUGGAAUGGAAAGGGAGAGAAAGGGAUAUACUGAUCACGAUUGUGUGGAUACCCUUUGGCUUGGUGUGUAUUUUUAUGCGGUGGGGAGGUGGUUUUGUACGUACAUAACCUUACGGGAGUGGUGGGUUUGAAGGGAACUGGGUGUUUGAGAGAUAGUUCCAACGAAGAGUACUGCUUCGAUAAAUCAACUUUGGGGUUCGAUGCCUGAUGCUUAUCAGUGAGAGGGGCUGUCUCCUCCCAGCCGUCAAAACCUUAAGCCUUCCUAGG